Molecule: messenger RNA, 2097 nt
Organism: Cloeon dipterum
Lineage: Eukaryota; Metazoa; Arthropoda; Insecta; Ephemeroptera; Baetidae
Product: neurogenic locus notch homolog protein 1-like
Exons: 6
Coding region: 16-1674 (552 amino acids)
Molecular function (GO): calcium ion binding
Source: RefSeq, a predicted model, not a curated record
GAGGUGUAGGAGAAGAUGCAUGCAACCUUCAGCCGCGAACUUCCUAAAGCGGAUGGCCCAAGGUGCUGCGUGGGCUCCACCGAGCUGGGGAGGCGACUGCCCAGAGACCGCUCCGUCAGACCAGCUCCGACUGCAGUCAUGUUCCGGUUAAUAGCAUUAAGCUUACUAGUGGGCGUUGCCCUUGGUAAGCCCCAGGGGGAUCCGUGCCACCCCAGUCCUUGUGGUCCUUACACAACAUGUUCUGUCGGAGGAAACGGAGCUGCCGUCUGCCGUUGCCUGCAAGGAUACUUCCCUCAGCCGAACACGAUUGUCGGUUGCAGCGCUCAGUGCGUCAAUGCUCAAGACUGUGCCCACGACCAGCAGUGCAAGCAUGGCAAGUGCGUCAACUCGUGUGUCGAUUCGCCCUGCGGCCGCGGCGCCGAUUGCCGCGCGCAGAGUCACAGGGCCGUCUGCAGCUGCCCUCAUGGAUACGUCGGCGAUCCCCUCAUCUCGUGCACUCCCAAGCCUGAGGAACGCAUCUUGCAGCGCAUCGAGGUCGACCCGUGCACGCAGCGAAGCGCUUGCGGCGUCAACGCCGAGUGCCGCAACGUGGGCGGACGUCCCGUGUGCUCCUGCCUUCCGGGUCACGCCGGAGACCCGUACAGCCAGUGCCGCAGAGGAGAGUGCGCCGGUGACGACGAGUGCCCCAGCAACCGCGCCUGCCGCAACUACCGCUGCGUCAGCCCGUGUGACGGAUCCUGCGGACACAAUGCCGACUGCGAGGUGCGCAGCAGAGUCGCCAUCUGCAAGUGCCUGUCCGGCUAUGUUGGAGAUCCAUUCACUUCUUGCAGGAGAUAUAAUCCCAAUGAACUGUGUGAGCCAAGCCCUUGCGGUGCCAACACCGACUGCCGCGUGCAGAACGACCGUCCCAUCUGCACGUGCAAGCCCAGCUUCCAGGGCAACCCUCUGAGCGGAUGCAGACACGAGUGCGAGUCGGACUACGAGUGCGCCGCGUCGCAGUCGUGCCGCGACUACCGCUGCCAGAGCACCUGUUCGCCCGGAGCCUGCGGCGAGGGCGCCAUCUGCGAAGCCAUCAACCACCGCGCCUCGUGCAAGUGUCCAGAGCACUACCUCGGCAACCCCAGCACCCGCUGCUACCCUGAGUGCACGCAGCAGAGCGAGUGUCCCAACCACCAGGCCUGCGUGAACCUGCGCUGCGUCGACCCGUGCGCCGGUGUUUGCGGAAUCAACGCCGACUGCAGAGCUACCAACCACAAAGCCAUCUGCUCCUGUCCCAAGACCAUGACCGGCGAUCCCUUCGUCAGGUGCCGACCCUUCGAGAAAGUUGACCUAUGCCAGCCAAACCCUUGCGGAACCAACGCUCGCUGCACCCCCGGCCACGACAGAAGCGGCAAGGAACGCCCAGUGUGCACAUGCCCACCCGGCUUCCUGGGCGACCCCCUGCACCACUGCCGUCAGGGUGAAUGCCUCACCUCCGAGGAAUGCCCCUCGAACAGAGCCUGCUUCGAGAACACGUGUAUGAAUCCGUGCACCCGUCUGCACUGCGGCUCCAACGCCAACUGCGAGGUGCGCAACAGGGUGGCCGUGUGCAGCUGUCCUGCGGGCUACUCUGGCGACCCGCUGCACAAUUGCUACGCCAAUCCGCAGAGGGGAUCUAGGUACUACAAAAAGUAGAACAUGGAACUGAGGUCAGGGCUGCUCUAGCCGUGCCCACCGUGCUUUGGCUGAGGAUUUGGGGAAAAUUUCGAAUUAUUUCUUGUGGAAAUUGUGGUGACUGGGUUUCUCAACUAUCGAAAAGAAAAAGCGCUAAAUUAAUGUUCCUCGUAUAAAACGAUGCAAUGGAUGAUUUUUGUCCAUGAACAUCGUUGAUGAUGGAUUUCAUAUUUUAAUAGGCGAAAAAGAAAUCUGCUGCGCUAACUAUAACGAGAAGAAAAAUUUCAGAAUGAAACCAAAACGAAAAAGUUUAUAAACUCAUCUCACACAUAUGCUGGUUCUCGCAGCAUAAAAAUCACGUGGUUAAUAAACAAACGAAAUAGUUCAUUAAAUAAAAUCAGUGUACUUUUCUAAUUUGUAAGAAAUAAAAAAGAUCACAACAAA